Symsagittifera roscoffensis is the source of this 2513-nucleotide messenger RNA. RefSeq lists its product as uncharacterized. The record is from RefSeq and is a predicted model, not a curated record. Lineage: Eukaryota; Metazoa; Xenacoelomorpha; Acoela; Convolutidae. The transcript has 3 exons. The coding region runs from base 873 to 2294 and encodes 473 amino acids.
ACGAUAUAAUUUGCCCUUUUCAGAUAAUAUAUAGCUCAGUAAGUGACUUCUGAUCUAUCUAAUUGAAGAAGAAGCUGAUAUUCUAUAUUUAGUGGGAUUAUCCGAUGCACCGCACCCGCGUCAAUCUCAAACAUCGUUACUUACUCGCUUCUUAUUCUUCACCUUCACUUUUGACUUCACUUUUCAGUUCUCAUGAUUUUAGCAGAGGUCACGAAUGAGCAGUUCGCGCAGAUACAAUAAAGAAGAAAAUUUACAGACUGAGUUACUGAUUUGCUGUGCGGUGAAGUAACUUAAUUUAAUAACAGCAAGUGCCGCACGAAGCAGUGUGUUUUGUUUAGUGGUCCUCCAACACAUCAAUUUCAAUAACAAACAGAAUCAAGAACCUGUGACUGAUUAUGUCUUUGUCGUACCACCUGAAGAAAGAGCGUAUCUGAAGGGGAUUGGUUAAAACAAGCAACUGAUCGGGACUAUCUCUGACGGUAGUCUUGUCUUGAGCUCGUGACGAGAUACCAGCAGAUUGAUAAUACGACCACUUUUAUCGGAGUACUUUAUAUCUGAUUCUGCUGAAAACCAACGCACACACACACGCGUGUGCUCAGUCAACAUAAGCUCGAGUGUUCUAUAGGUCACUACAAAUUCUACCAACUGUACGAUACUGAGAGUCUAUUCAAAAUACCAUUUGAAUCCCAGCAAAUAGAAUCUAGAAGCGCACAAGUGUUCUGACUUGUCUGUUCGCGGAAAUCCAACUGUGAAAGUGUCGUGUUCUCGUCUGCGUGCACGCCUUGUGAAAUUUUCUGUGCUGUUUUGUUAUUCUUCUUUGAACAAUUAACACUGUUAUUUGUGGACCAGACUUAUAGUGUGUUGUAUUGAAUAUGAACGUAUUCAAAGCUGUCCGCAAACGUCUCUCCCUUUCCAUGUCAGGCGGCGCCGGUGCAACGUCUGGCAAUGCCCAAGAGGCCCAUUUGGUGUCUAAGUCAAUGGAGGACUUGCGUCUGGCGCCAUACGAGGAAAACGACGGUAACGACAUGGUGUUCUACUGCAAACUCCUCGGAUCCGAGUAUGUCCAGGACAAAAACGGAAGUGAGUUGGCCCGGUUUGCAGAGCGUGUGAUCCAGAGUUACACUGGCAAGGAGGGUGCGGGGUUGGGCACUGGGUCGGCGAUAAAUGACGAGUCUGGCGGAGCUGCGGCAUCUGCGGCAAACUCGAAGAGGGUUCUUGGCAAGAACAAAACGAUGAUCAGAGUCAAUUCAGAUGGCCUGGAGUUGUCUACUGACGGAUCAACAGAAAAGAAUAGGUUUAAACUGUGCCACGUGAGUUUUGUGAGUGCAGCCUUCACCUACUCUCACUGUGCUGCCAUCAUCUGCCAAAGUGUCUCCUCCCCCACCAAGUGGAGAGCCUAUCUGUUGCUCUUCUCCAAGCCCAAAUACGCCAAACGAUUCGCAGUCUUUAUGGCCAGACAAUUCGACGUCGGCUACGAGAAGUGGCAGAGCGAACAAGCAGUGGGAACCCUGGAUUUGGCAGUGGAACAGGAAGCACUCAAGCUCAAAUCACGUCUGAAGCAAGGGUUGACAAACAAGACGUUUGUUCUGGAUGACGAGGACGAUCUUGUCAUUACGCCCAAGACCUCGACAACUACACCGGGUGUCCAACAUGCAAAAACAUCCUCGGAUACAGGAAACGAGGCGGGAGACAAAACCGAACAUUCAUCGGAACACAACUGUCCCACGACGAACAACUCAGGUCAGAUUUCGCACGUGACAUCAUCUUCAUCCUCGGUCAACGAGGUUUUCGCUGAAGCUCAUAAUGAAGACCAAGCAAUUGCAGAUCAGCCUCGUGAUCCUCGUGAUCAGUCCCAAAUGUCGCGGAGAAUAGUAGGAACCCGUCCGCAAUCUGUAACAACCCCGACUGGAUUCCCAUCUCAAAGCGUCCCUCAACAUCUUCUAGAUUCGCGAGAAGGUUACAAUGAGUUUGCCAAUGCCGAGCGAGAACUAUGUUCCCUGAUGAAGGGAAGUCACGUGCAGAAAGACCACUCCUCGUCUCCCAUUUUGGACGACCCUUUUGCCUCGAGAACUGCAGCGUCAUGGGCUCCUCAUCAAGACCCGUUCAUGUCCUUUUUCGAAAUGCGUAAUUCAAACAUGGACCCAUCCGAUACCUCUUUCUCUUCGACUUCUUUGUUCUCAACUCAGAUGUCAAAUGGAGGCGUGUCAGGAUUCACCCCUUUUGAAAACAUUGAAGAACACAAAGUUGGCGAGCAAGAAGAAAAUCAAAACCAAAACUUCUUACUCGAAUUGUGAUUUCAAGUCGAGUAAUUCUUUUCGAAUUGCAAACGAGCGAGUCGUAAAAUGUCCUCGUCAUCUAGUUGCUGACAAACCCGUCCACCUCUUAUUUAUUCCUCUGACUUAGGUGACAUUAUAACCAAUUUGGCUUUCAUUUUCCGUUUAAUUUUCAAAUGCCUAUUUUUCUGAUUCCUCAUUGAUGCAAUUCUGAAUAAUUAAUUCAAAUUCGUUUUCGUA